AUGAUUUAAAACUCAUUUUGAGAAUCACGUCACCGAAUGAUGCCCGCUUAUUCCAAAUGGCCAUUGACCAAUUGCACGAAUGGUGUAUGCUCAACAAGCUGUACCUUAAUCUGGAGAAAUGUUUCGUCAUGACGUAUGCUAAAAACAUCACCGUACGAAGAUAUGAAUACACGAUAAACAAUGGGCAGCACAUGUUUGGUAGAGUUGAGCUACACAGAGACCUGGGGGUCAUUUUUGACGUGAAACUCACAUUCGCCAACCACAUCGAUACAACGGUAGCUAGCGCCUACGGAGCAUUAGGUUUUAUUAAGCGGACACUGAAACACAAGUUUACAAUAGAAUCAGCAAAACUGUUAUACUGUGCCUUAGUUCGAUCGAAAUUGGA
This is a messenger RNA of Sitodiplosis mosellana (orange wheat blossom midge), 385 nucleotides long. RefSeq lists its product as uncharacterized. The record is from RefSeq and is a predicted model, not a curated record. The annotation marks the transcript as partial. Lineage: Eukaryota; Metazoa; Arthropoda; Insecta; Diptera; Cecidomyiidae. The transcript has a single exon.